AGGCGCGCGCUCGCCCGCGCGCCUUCUUUGCCGCUGGGCGCCGCGCGCGCCCGGCGGCCACGCAUGGUCGCUAGCGCGUGGGACCUGCGUAUCUCGAAGGAGGAGAAGACCACGCACCAGAUCAAGGAGGACGCGAUCAUGAUCUGCGAGCGCGCCGACUGGGGCGAGGACGACAGCAGCCUCGGGCCCACCGCCGCCUGGUCGACGGCGGACUCGUCGCCGGAGCUGGGCAGCGACGACGGCCCAUCGCGGGCAGCCGCGUGGUCCUGGCGGGCCGCCAUCAAGGUGGGCCUCGUCCUGGUGGUGACCACCUCUGUCGCUCUCGUGAUCCUCGCCAGCCACGCGGAGGGGCUGGAGCACCCAGCCUUCCACGUGAAGGACGCGGUGUUGGCCGCGCUGGUGGUCGGCUACCUGGCCGCGCGCUGCGCAGGCGUGGCCGGGCCCCAGUCGCAGGCGCCGGCGGCCCUGAUCGCCGCCUGGCUGGCCGCCUUGACGAUCAGCCUGGGGUCGCCCGCACGGCGCAGGCGGGUGCUCGGCAGGAGCGGCCCCGCCGCAGGCGACGUGUGCGACGAGGGCCCGGCGGCGCUGUGGCUGGCCCUCGUGCUCGGCGCGGCCUCGCCGGCGCUGUGCGCGGGGCCGCCGGAGGCCCGGCGCGCCCGGUGGUGGGCCUUCGCCGCGCUGGGGCAGGGCGUGAGCCUGCAGCACCUGCUCGUGGGCGUGGCCCUGCAGUCCGAGGAGUGCGCCGGCGCCGGCACGGGGCGCAUCCACGGGCUGCUGCUGGGCCUGCCCCCCCUCUGGGCCGCCUGCCUGCAGCUCUCGGCCCUGGCGCUGCUGCUGGCGGCCGGGUGCCGCCCCCCUGCCCGGGAGGGCACCGUGGAGCGGCUGGUGGAGCAGUACCUCUCCGCGGUGGCGGAGGACGCGAACGCCAGCGUCAGCAAUGAGACUGCCAAGGAGCCGCGUCACGCACAGCAUCGACUCCUGGGAGAGGCGCUGCCGGAAGCUGCUGGAGGACCUGGAGCCACACGUGGACGCCGGCGGCGCCGGGAGCGGCCCCCAGCUGUGGGCGGGCUUCGCGGACCACCUGGCGGAGGCGCUGAGGCAGUGCCGGGCGCAGCUGCACAACCGGCAGGAGACCUCCCGGGACGUGAACAGCCAGCUGCUGCGCGCGGUGAAGGAGGAGGGGGGGAGCGGCUCGGACGUGCAGGUGCUGUCCGGGUGGCUGCAGCAGGCAUGGGAUCCGGACGGCGCCGCGCAGUCCAUGGGGAUCGAGAGCCUGAGCAUGGAUUCGAUCAUCCAGCGGCCGCAGCGCACCCUGCAGAGGGUCGCGGGCGCUCGCACGGAGCUGCUCGUCGGCGACUGGUCCUUCGACGCCCUCGAGGUGGAGAGCAGCGGGCACACGGUCAUGCAGCUCGUGGGCUUCGAGCUGCUGCACACGUAUGCGUCGCUGCCUCCGGGAGCCCUGACAGCCUUCCUCAGCACACUGGAGAAAGCGUACGGGAAGGAGCACCCUUACCAUUCGUACGUCCAUGCGGCGGACAUGUGCAAUUCCUUUUAUUUCUUGGCGACCAGGAGCAGGCUGUGGGAGGAUGGGGAGGUAUCAGACUGGAUCCAGCUGACCUCCUUGAUUGCAGCCCUCGGGCAUGACGUCGGCCACUUCGGACGCAACAAUGUGUUUUUGACCUCGACCCGGCAUGCUUUGGCGGUGACUUACAACGAUAAGAGCGUGUUAGAAAAUUUCCACGCAUCCACGUUGAUCCAAAUGCUCGACCAGUGCUAUGGCAGCGGGAGCGACCUCCCGGAGAAGCUCUUGAGUCAGCAACCGAUUGAGCGACUCCCGAGGAUGCGGCAUCUAAUUAUUCUUUUGAUCUUGCACACAGAUCCCGCCAAGCAUUUGGAGGACCUCUCGGCGUUCCGCGUCCGACUCGGCGCCGAGGACUACAACCCCAUGUCCCAUGUUCCUGGUUGCAACAAGGGCGACCAGGAGCAGGCCAUGUGCAUGCUGUUCCGGUCGGCGGACAUCAGCCACUCGGCAAAGGAUUGGAACAUACACCAGGAGUGGUCCAAGCGGGUCGCCCAAGAGUUCCACGAUCAGGGCGACGAGGAGAAGCGGCUCGGGCUCGCCGUGUCGCCGCUAUGCGACCGAGAGGGCUUCGUGCUCGCCAGCAGCCAGGUGGGCUUCUUGCAAUUCAUCUGCGUGCCGACCUGGAAGGAGCUCGCCCGCUUCGAGGAAAUCGUGUGCUACCUGGCGAAGGAGGCAGCCCGGUCUCCGGAGACGCACGCGCCGCGCAGGAGCAGCCUGCGGCUGACCACCAGGGGGUCGCAGGGCACGGACCGCAUCCUGAGCAGAUCGCAGACCGCCAUGUGCCACUCGCCGCAGCCCGGGCCGUGCUCGCCCGGGGCCUCUCCGAGGCGGCGGCGCCCUUCGCCGAUCACCUCCGCCGCGCCGUUCGACCCCAAGGCGAGCCCGCUUGAGCUGAUGCAGAUGGGGCGCGUGUCCAGCCUGCCCUCCGAGAGCGCAGGCAAGAUGUCUCGCCGGUCCUCGCUGUCCAGCCUGCAGUCCGAGAAGCGCUCCUCGCGGCCGUUCCUGACGCUGCCCGCGCGGGCGCAGGCCACGGCCGGCCCGCACCACGUGGCGGAGGCGCCCGACAUCCUGGAGCGGCUGGGCAAGCGGAGCAGCAGCGGCGACGGCAAGCUCACGUGCGUCUGCCUGCGCCUGUGCGAGCAGAACCUGAAAGCGUGGACGAGCCUUGCCGAGGAGGCCAAGCCUCCUCCGAGCCCUGCGAGUCGGUGCGCGUAGGCUUUCUCCAGCUCGUCCUGCGCCUUCUGCCGCGUGGCGAGAGCGGCAGGUCUGCAGCUCCCGUCUGAGUGAAGCCAAAACUGCGGUCGAAGUGCAAGUUGUGACCUCUGGAGUGCCAAGAGAUGCCUUGCGUGGAGCCGUGUCCAGCCAUGCGCGUCGCGUCGGCGCGAUUCAAGCGCAGUGCAAAUCCGUUUUUUGUUUCAUCCAGCAGCGAGUUCUGCUGUGGCGCCAAGUCCUUUGUGUGAUCCGUGCAGAGUCCUUUUAAUGCAUGGUUGCACCCAGCAUGAAGAAAAUUCAGAUACCUGCUAUCUGGGAACUUCCAGCAAGGAUUUGUCUCUGCACGGCAGCCAAUACAAAUAACACUUGAGCUACGCGUCCGAUAGGAUGCAUGCGUUAAGUGGAAUACGAAUGUGUGACGAGAAAGGCGAUCUAGACAAACCAGCCGCGCAUUAUGUUUCGACGCGCUUGGCCGCAGUCUGGGAUGGAGCUCAGUUUUUCACCAUUCGUUCAGAGCUCACCGUCAGGCCGGUGAUGGGUGCUGCUUUUGCUCAUCAGCAUGAUGCAAGCCAGAGCGAGCAUUCCAGCGCCUCUGACUCACAGGUGUCACCGCUUGCGCAGGCCUUCUGCGGUAAUAUGCACUGUGCGUUAUCGCUUACUGGGUCGGUGAUCUGUCUUACCGGGUACGCGAA
Messenger RNA from Prorocentrum cordatum, 3486 nucleotides. The record is from the annotation of a GenBank genome assembly. Lineage: Eukaryota; Dinophyceae; Prorocentrales; Prorocentraceae.